UUGUUGAAACAGUUUUAAGAAAUUGCGGUGCGAAUUUUACUUCAAGAUUGCAAAAAAAAUGUUUAGGUAAUAUCUGAUGAGCGGCUUCGUUCUAAGGGUUGCUCUAGGAACCAGUAGUAAGUUGCGGAGAACCUCUGUUCGCCAAGCUACAGGUUCAUGAUCAUGUUCAUCUCGCAUUAUCGACGGAGGCGAUGGUCACAAAAUCUUACUCCCAGACUCGCCGCUACCAUUUAACGCCAUGACUUUGGUAUCGCCUAAAACCGUAGCGUUGUGCAUCUCCGUACUCAUCUCUGAAUGUAUGAUAGGUGUGAUAUUCCUAUAGAGAACUGUCAUUUUUGUGAAUUACUCAUCGCCCAGUAAGAAAUAUUAACGCGAUAAGUAUUUAACAGUAUCAACGAAUCUCUCAAGCUUGGGACACGUAAUAUUGGCGGUUGUAAAAAUUAGUCAAAAUGUUUGCAAGCGGUCCGAAUUAUACGAAGUUAAAGACACACUUGAGAUUGGCGAUAAACAGGUUAAAGUUGCUGGAAAAAAAGAAGACGGAAUUGGCACAGAAAGCUAGAAAGGAAAUUGCUGAUUAUAUUGCUGCUGGAAAAGUUGAAAGGGCCAGAAUCAGGGUUGAGCAUAUUAUACGAGAAGACUACAUGGUUGAAGCUAUGGAAUUAUUAGAAAUGUAUUGUGACUUAUUGUUGGCAAGAUUUGGCUUGAUUCAACAAAUGAAAAACUUGGAUGAGGGACUGGCCGAAGCUAUCUCUACGAUAAUAUGGGCUGCACCACGUAUUCAAACCGAUGUACAGGAGAUGAAAGUUAUUUCUGAUAUAUUGAGUUCCAAGUAUGGUAAACAGUAUACAGACGCCUGCAGAGAGGAGGCUGUGCAGUCUAUUUCAGAAAAAUUGAAGCACAAGAUGAGCGUGCAGUCACCUUCGAAAUUACUUGUGGAAAAAUAUCUUAUUGAAAUAGCAAAGAAUUACAAUGUAGAAUACGAACCUGAUCCUCAAGUUAUGGCUGAGGGACAGGAUGCAUUGUUGAUUGAUAUAGGAAAUAGUGGAGGUGAACUACCGAACAAUUUAGACCUAGCUGCAGGUGGUAGCAGUCUUCCACAACCAUUAGGUUUCAUAGGUUAUCCUCAGCCUCCAGUAUUGCCUGAUGGUGGUUCUAAUUUUAAUAUGAUGGGCCCUCAUAAACCAACGAUACCUGCUGCUGGUUUUAUAAAUCCUGAUACCCCUCCUGUCACAGGAAAAGGUCAAAAUAAUGCAUUUAAUCCAGCUGCAUUUUCAUAUAAUAUUCCAUUGGACAAUGCAAAUGUGAAUAAACCUGAAGAUGAUCUGCCUCCUCCGUACGACUCAUUCCCGCCAGAUUUAAACAAGCAGUCCGAUCAAAAACCAAAACCUCAACCAAGGUCCAAGAUGCCAAUGAACGAUUUCCAGCUUCCUGAUUUACCUGCAGUUCCCGUGGAUAAUGAGCCCCCAACUGCACCAGAAAAUGACGACGUAGACUUUGACGACUUAAUGAAGCGUUUUGAAGACUUAAAAAAACGAAAGUAAAAACUGCAAACUGUUACCGCACAACAAAAAAUUAGAAGCCAUUAACGUUAUAAUCCAUAUAUGGAUUCUUAAAAGUAAUGAUCCUUAAGUAUACAAGAUCAAUAGGAAUCUGAUAUAUAUAGUUUUUUUUUCUUUUUAAACACGGUAUAAACAUCUCACAGAAAGAUAUGCUGAGUUAGAGUUAAACUCUUUGUUCCAUCAAUGGAUAAAGUAUAUUACCGAUUUUAUAUUAACUUUAAUGAACUUGAGCCCUUUAAUUAAUUAAUUGGUGCCUUUGUAUAAAGUAUUGUAAAGCGUACGUCGCUAAGAUGUGUUUUAAACUAUAGUAAUGCAAUUACUUUAUUCUGUAUAUAGAGUACGAAUUGGUCCGAGUAUUCUGUUAUUGGGAAAAGCGAACAAUAUUUUGCUUCUAACAUUUGUAAAUUAAUAAAUGAUAAUUGCGCUGA
Molecule: messenger RNA, 1987 nt
Organism: Cephus cinctus (wheat stem sawfly)
Lineage: Eukaryota; Metazoa; Arthropoda; Insecta; Hymenoptera; Cephidae
Gene: Ist1
Product: IST1 homolog
Exons: 5
Coding region: 450-1541 (363 amino acids)
Biological process (GO): protein transport
Source: RefSeq, a predicted model, not a curated record